Molecule: messenger RNA, 1825 nt
Organism: Aricia agestis (brown argus)
Lineage: Eukaryota; Metazoa; Arthropoda; Insecta; Lepidoptera; Lycaenidae
Exons: 1
Coding region: 57-1052 (331 amino acids)
Source: RefSeq, a predicted model, not a curated record
CGUCUGUCCAUAAAGUAUGUUCGGGCUGUAAAAAUAAUAUACCAAAAAAAGAGUUUAUGUCAUGUUCUACAUGCAACAAAUUGUACGACUUGUUUUGUGCAAAUAUGACUAUGAAAAUAUUUUCUACUAUGUCAUCCGAGUAUAAGAAGAGUUGGAAGUGUUUUGAGUGUCAAAGUCAAUUGCCAAAGUCUGAUAACUCAAACACUCCUAUACGAAUGCAGAACCGUACCAACAUUAUGACAUCAGACGACGACAAUGUUCGUGAGGUGGAGAAUAUAACAAUGCGACCAAAGAACAAACCGAGUUCAGUUAAUGAGGAAGGUUUACGCAAUAUGAUUAAACAGGAGAUGACAUCCACCAUACAAAAACUGGUCUCGGAGCAACUUGCGAAUAUUUCUCAGCAAAUUACAGGAUUUCAUGAGUCAUUAACAUUUCUUAGUAAGCAGUACGAUGAUCUUCUCCAAUCUGUAAAUGAAAAAAACAAAAUUAUCGCAGGACUUGUUACGAAAAAUGAAGGUUUAUCUCAGCAGGUUAAAACCUUGACGGAAAAGGUGAACAACAUUGAACAAAUCAUGCGUUCACCGAAUCUCGAAAUAAAUGGCAUACCGGAACAUCAUUCAGAAAAUCUAGUCAAGACAAUAGAACAAUUGGGCAGAAUUAUUGAAUCUCCUGUUGAAGACAAGGACAUUCUCCAUGUGACUCGUAUAGCUAAGCACAAUAAAAACUCUGACCGUCCACGCUCCGUUAUUGUCAAACUCUCCAGUCAACGACGACGCGAUGAAAUAUUGGCUGCAGUCAUGAAAUUUAAUAAAAAAAACGUGGAUAAGUUAAACUCUGAACAUUUGGGAAUAGGUGGAUGCAAGAUUCCUGUUUUUGUAUCUGAGCAUCUCACCCCUUCAAAUAAACACUUACAUGCAGCUGCUCGACUGAAAACAAAAGAAGCAGGCUUUAAAUUUAUCUGGGUUAGAGAUGGUAGGAUUUUUGCAAGAAAAAACGAACAAAGUAAAGUGUUAUUCAUAAGAGACGAAGAUAGUUUAAAAUUAAUUGUUUAACCUACAUUACCAAAUUUUUACAAUGAUAUUAUAGUACACCUUUCUUUAAAAUGUCGUUAGAUAUAUACUACCAGAAUACUAGAGGUCUGCGUACCAAAACUGAUGAUGUAUUAAGAAAUAUUUCGAUUAGUAAUUAUGACUUGAUUGUAUUCACCGAAACCUGGCUAACCUGUAAUAUAUCUAGUGCAGAACUUAUAGACGAAAGGUACUUUGUUUACAGAAAAGAUCGUUCAUGCACAACCAGUUCCAAAAAAGACGGUGGAGGUGUUUUAAUCGCGGUAUCCAAAGCUAUUCCUUCGGUUAGACAAAUAAAUUGGGAGAGUACUGCUGAAGAUCUUUGGAUAACAAUCACAGUCAAAAUUCAUAAUGUUGCUAAGAAAAUAUCUAUUUGCGCUGUGUAUCUACCACCUCCCGUCUCUUUGGAGGUUCUGACAUCUUUUUUUGAGAGUGCAACCUCUGUGAUCGAUCAAUCAGAUCAAGUAAUAAUAUUAGGUGAUUUUAACCUGGGUUUUGUUAAGUGGUCUAAGCAAAAUAUUGUUGAUCCAUGUAGUCCUUUAAACUAUGAUUGUAAGCUGGGUUUAGCACUUAUCGAUUUUAUGUCAAUGAAUAAUGUUUCUCAAUACAAUGACGUGUUAAAUGUGGAUAACAGAAUUUUGGAUCUUAUUUUAUCAAAUUGUCAUGGUAUAAAUGUAUAUAAAUCUGUUAAUUCACUAAGUAAAAUUGAUCCCAAGCAUCCCCCUAUUUGCGUUUCCCUAUCAAAUCAUUCUCCUCAA